CCUUCUCUCCAUUUCUCUCUCUCUCUCUCUCUCUCUCUCUCUAUAUCUAUAUAUAUAAGGGAUGAUCAUGUUGGUGGAUUUGAGAGACCUAGAAAGUUCUUUGUUGCAGUGAAUAGAGACAAAACGAAAUUCUUGUUCGCAAAUUUUACUCUACUUACGUGUAUAAAUAUAAUAAACUGCAACUGUUUUCAAUUUUAUCAACCCUGAAAAAUGGGGUUUCAAAAAACAUCUCUGUUUUUAGAUUUCAAAUAGAAGUCAGAGAGAGAGAGAGAGAGAGAGAGAGAGAGAGAAUUAAAAGGAAACCGAGUUAAAUUAGCUUUUAUUUAUUUAUUUAUUUAUUUAUUUUCAAAUCUAGAGAGAGAUCAGACAUUCGGCCGCGAGACCGUUACUGAAGAAACCAAGGCAAUAUAUAUAUAUAUAUAUAUGUGUGUGUGUGUGUUGUAUAGUUGACAAGGCUGAAAUUGAGUCUGGGUCUUUUCGAUGCCGUCUCGACUAUUGCGAUUUGCUUUGGACUCGGCUUCUGAUCUUGAGAAUUCCAGCUAUUAGUUGCUCUGUUUGUUGGCCAUCCCAACAAAUACUAUAUAUAUAUAUACAAACUUCAGAUUGGAUUGAUAUGCAAUGCAGAGGUCACGUAAAGCUCUUCUGCAAAGAAGAGCUCUGAAGAAGGCAAUUUGCGGAAGGAAUCACUUGUAUACUGUUUCUGUAUCUCUGCUUCUUGUUCUGUGGGGGCUCGUAUUCCUUUUAAAUAUUUGGAUCAGUCAUGGUGAUGGUUACAAUGAUGGAUCUGGAGAAUUUCCUGUUGGUGUAAAAACUUGGGAUGAAGAUAAACCCGGACUUAAUAAGGGCUCUUGUUCCAUAGAUAAAAAUCCUUUGGUGGAAAUUGAGUCAGAGGAGCAUGAGAAUUUCUGCACAACUGGUCCUAAAACCAAGAGUACCAGUUGUGAACUAGAAGUUAGCACAAAUGAGCCUAAAACCAAGAGUACCAGUUUUGAAUUAGAAUCUAGCGAAGGAAGUAAAAAAUAUUUUGCAGCUGUCGAAGAGCAAGCUGAGGUGGAGAGCACCAAUUUGGGUUCAAAAACUGGCAGGCUACCACGUACUGUGCAUCUGGGUCUUGAUGAAUUUAAGAGCAAAGCGUUCAAUUCCAAAAGUAAAUCUGUAACUGGUCAGGCUGGAAGCAUAAUACACAGAAUGGAGCCUGGUGGCAGAGAGUAUAAUUAUGCUUCUGCUUCAAAGGGGGCAAAGGUCUUGUCUUAUAAUAAGGAAGCCAAAGGUGCCUCAAACAUCUUAUGCAGAGACAAGGAUAAGUAUCUUCGAAGUCCAUGUUCAGCUGAAGAGAAAUUUGUCAUCAUAGAACUUUCGGAAGAAACCUUAGUGGAUACAAUCGAAAUUGCAAAUUUUGAGCAUUACUCGUCGAAAUUGAAGGAUUUUGAGCUUCUUGGUAGUUCAGCUUAUCCAACUGAUACAUGGGUUAAACUUGGCAAUUUCACUGCUGAGAAUGUGAAGCAUGCUCAAAGGUUUGUUCUUCAGGAGCCAAAAUGGGUGAGAUACCUGAAGGUCAAUCUUUUGACACAUUAUGGUUCAGAGUUCUACUGCACACUGAGUGUCGUGGAAGUUUAUGGAGUGGAUGCAGUUGAGAGGAUGCUCGAGGACCUGAUUUCUGUUCAGGAUAAUUUGUUUGUAUCUGAUGAUGAACAAAGUGAUGAGCAGAAGCAAAUGUCGUCCCAGCCAGUUCACAAUGAGGGUGAUAUUAAUCCAAAUAGUAAUGUUGAAGAGGAAUCUGAGUCUGCUAUUCAAAACACUGAUGUGAAAUAUAAACUUUCUACAAUUAAUGUGCCUGAUCCAGUUGAAGAAAUACGUCAUCAACAGAAUGGCAGGAUGCCUGGGGACACUGUUCUCAAGAUACUAAUGCAGAAAGUUAGAACAUUGGAUUUAAGUUUAUCAGUUUUGGAGCGAUAUCUUGAGGAAUUAAAUUCAAGAUAUGGCAGCAUUUUCAAAGAAUUUGACAUAGAAAUAGGAGAGAAAGAUGUUCUCCUAGAGAAGAUCAGAUUGGACAUGAGGAGUUUUCUUGACAGCAAGGAGAUCAUGAGUAAACAAGUUGGUGAUCUUAUUUCUUGGAAAUCCCUCGUUUCUAUGCAGCUGGAUAAUAUACUCCGGGACAAUGCUAUUCUCAGGUUGGAGGUUGAAAAGGUUAGAGUGAAUCAGAUAUAUAUGGAGAACAAGGGAAUUGUUAUCUUUCUUGUAAGCUUAAUUUUUGGAUUGGUAGCCCUUGCGAGGGUGUUCGUAGAUAUAAUGUUGAGUAUUUAUAGAUCAGAGAAUUCCGGGAAAUUUUGUAUGAUGGGCUCUUCCUGGUUUUGUCUAUUGCUGAGCUGUGGCAUUGUUAUUAUAGUUUUCUCCUUAUAAUUAUUAGUAUUAUUGUUAUUAUGUGAAGUUCGAGUAUGAUUAAUUAGUUUGUUUUUUCGGCAGCUUUGUUCAUAGAUAAGAGUCACAUUUUGUCUAUAAAAGGGAAUGAUGCAAUGAAAUCGUUCUUUUC
This is a messenger RNA of Camellia sinensis, 2530 nucleotides long. Its product is annotated as Galactose-binding protein. The record is from RefSeq and is a predicted model, not a curated record. NCBI's taxonomy places the organism in Eukaryota, Viridiplantae, Streptophyta, Magnoliopsida, Ericales, Theaceae. Gene Ontology annotation, biological process: protein folding in endoplasmic reticulum. Gene Ontology annotation, cellular component: cytoplasm; membrane.